AAAAAAUUAUAAUCAACAAAGACAUGUUACAGAAUAUCACAAAACAAUUACCACUGGCGGAUGAAGGUGUAUGGCUUGUGGCCGAAUAGGUAUAUCUCCUUCCUCGGUUCGAAUCCCACGUCAGUUGCAAUUGUUGCAGAGGCAGAGGCUGCCCCCAACACACCAAGCAAAUCGAUUAACACUAUCAAGCGAAAAAGCUUCCCGAAAGGCUUCGUUUUUGGUCCAGCAUCUUCGUCUUAUCAGUAUGAAGGUGCUGCUUUUGAGCAAGGGAAAGGACCAAAUAUUUGGGAUAACUAUACUCAUCAAUACCCAGAGAGAAUUGUCGAUCGCAGUAACGGAGAUAUAGCCGUUGAUUCAUACCACCGCUACAAGAAAUGAUUUUCGAGACUAUGCUGACCUUUGCUUCAAGGAGUUUGGAGAUAGAGUCAAACGUUGGAUCACUUUGAACGAACAAAGCACCAUCACCAUACAGGGUUACGUAAUAGGAACACAUGCCCCAGGCAGAUGUUCAAAAUGGAUGAAUCGUAAUUGUACUGGUGGGGAUUCUGGAACUGAACCAUAUAUUGUCGGUCACAACUUAAAUCUUGCUCACGCUAAUGCGGUCCAUGUUUACAAGACCAAAUACCAGAAAGCACAAAAAGGUGAGAUUGGCAUCACACUAGGGACCACUUGGUUUGUCCCAUAUUCAAAUACUCGGGAAGACAGAGAAGCUGCAAGUCGAAUUCUUGAUUUCAAUUAUGGUUGGUUCGUGCAUCCACUCGUGUAUGGAGAUUAUCCACUCGUUAUGAGAACCCGCGUAGAGGAUAGAUUGCCCAAAUUCACAAAGGAAGAAAGCAUUUUGAUCACAGGAUCGUACGAUUUUCUUGGUAUCAACUACUACACAGCUACUUAUGCAAUAGACACUUCCAAUUCUACCCCAUCUACUCCACCCAACUACCUGACUGAUAUGGCUGUAAAUAUUACAAGUGAACGUGACGGUGUCCCGAUUGGUCCAAGGGUGAACGAAUCAUCUUGGCUUGCAGUUUAUCCACAAGGAUUGAAAGAAAUAUUGUUAUACACAAAAAACAACUAUAAAAAUCCAAAUAUCUAUAUCACAGAAAAUGGAUACCUCGACUUUGAUAGUCCUCAAGUUGAUAAACUAAUUAACGAUACGGAUAGAGUCAAUUACUUUAAAGAUCAUCUUCAUUAUCUUCACAAAUCAAUCGAGGCUGGUGUAAGGGUAAAAGGGUAUUUUGCAUGGUCAUUAUUGGACAACUUUGAAUGGGGAAGUGGAUUUACAGUGCGCUUUGGUCUCACAUACAUUGAUUACAAGAACCAGUUGAAGAGAAUUCCAAAAAGCUCUAAAAUGGUUCCAAGAUUUCCUCAAGAAAUGAUGAUGUUCCACCAACCAGUUCAUGUUAUAUAUUUUGCUGUACUAUUAAUAUGUGUUAUGUAUUAUUGUAACCUUGUUGCUCUACUAUUAUGUUACAUGUUUCCUCUCGAUGUUUUCUCUUAGUUGUUCAAUAAAAUAAAUUUGAUCUUGCUUUU
Messenger RNA from Momordica charantia (bitter melon), 1527 nucleotides. NCBI's taxonomy places the organism in Eukaryota, Viridiplantae, Streptophyta, Magnoliopsida, Cucurbitales, Cucurbitaceae. The record is from RefSeq and is a predicted model, not a curated record.